AUAUACAUGCAUAUGUACAUGAAAUCCAAUAUACCUCGAUCGAACUUUUAGUCACCUAACUAAAACUGCAAUGCAUUACAAAGAAAAGUAGACAAACACACGGCAAGGCACCCGAUUGAAGUUUUAGUAUUGAUGUCGUUGAUGUCAUGUUCAAGUCGUAGGUGUGUUGUUGUACUGGUUGGAUUUGAUCGAAUAAGUGUAUCGUAAAGUAGUUGUAGUCAUUUCCAAUUCAGACUUUUAGAACGACAGGUCACAGGAAACCCAAAUCAAUUCAGAGAAAGCUCCACAGGAAGGAAGGAUCCUCGUGUUUUGGCCCAUAUACUUACAGAAUAGUGAUAGUUGCUGCACUGCAUUGUCAUUCUGAAUUUGGUAAUACGUCACCUGAAGAACGAAUCAAGCCAGAUUGUUCAUUCUGGUUUCCUGCACUUUGAUAAAUAAAUGACAACUACGCUCCCACCCGUCGUAUUUUUUAGGUCGUGGGCAUAAUGUCGCUGAUGUGAGUCAAGAUACUAGAAAAAGAAGAACGCAUCAAGAUUGAAGAACGCAUAGUUGCGGGUUGACUAAAAUUGUGUCAGAGAAGACAAAGGCUGGAGACGGACAGUUGACAUCAGACAUCAAGCAAUUUAUUGGAUACCUUUCCAUGCUGACGGACUCCCUUUUGUUAGCAGGGCCUUGCUAGCAAAAGUCCAACUUGAGCAACCGGAUAGGAUUUCCCCUCGCUCAACUGGCAACUACAUAUCGGAGAAAGCUUUCUCUUAACCUAAUCCACACUUUACCAACAACCAACCACAUUCUGGGAAAAAUCAGCAUUCAACACGGGGUCGGAGAAAGUUGAAAAGAAAUGUCGAAGAAAAGAGAGUGCCUUUCCAUCCACAUUGGCCAAGCAGGAUGUCAGAUAGGAAAUGCAUGUUGGGAGUUGUAUUGCUUGGAGCAUGGUAUCCAACCGGACGGGAUGAUGCCCUCAGACGAGACGUUGGGAGGAGAAGACGAUUCUUUCAAUACUUUCUUUAGUGAGACCAAUGCUGGGAAACAUGUUCCGCGUGCCGUUUUCGUAGAUCUAGAACCCACGGUGAUUGAUGAAGUAAGAACUGGAACUUACCGGCAAUUAUUUCACCCCGAACAACUCCUAACGUGGAAAGAGGAUGCUGCCAAUAACUAUGCUCGAGGACACUACACAAUCGGGAAAGAAAUAAUUGAUGUGACGCUGGACAGGAUAAGACGUUUAUCAGAGGCCUGCAAUGGUCUUCAAGGAUUCCUUAUUUUCCACUCUUUUGGGGGAGGAACCGGCUCCGGCUUUGGCUCCUUGUUGAUGGAGAGGCUCUCUGUGGACUAUGGAAAGAAAUCCAAGCUGUGCUUCUCAAUCUAUCCAGCUCCAAGGGUGUCUACUGCCGUCGUGGAGCCAUACAACGCUAUUCUUUACACUCAUACCACUUUGGAGCAUUGUGACUGUGCCUUCAUGGUCGACAACGAGGCCAUUUACGAGCUCUGCUUCCGCAACUUGGGCAUAGAACGACCAACUUACACUAAUUUAAAUCGACUCAUUGGUCAAAUCGUUUCUUCGAUCACGGCCUCAUUGAGAUUCGACGGCGCCCUAAACGUCGACUUGAAUGAAUUUCAAACCAAUUUGGUUCCGUACCCACGCAUUCAUUUCCCUUUGGCCACGUAUGCUCCCAUAAUUUCUGCAGAAAAAGCAUAUCACGAGCAAAUCAGUGUCGACGAAAUAACUAAAGCUUGUUUCGACCCAGCGAACCAGAUGGUAUUGUGCGAUCCGAGAAAAGGUAAAUUCAUGGCCGUGUGUCUACUCUACCGAGGGGACGUGGUGCCCAAGGACGUUAACGCAGCUAUUGCAGGAAUAAAGGCAAAUCGCGCCGUCCAGUUUGUGGACUGGUGUCCCACCGGUUUUAAGGUCGGGAUCAAUUACCAGCCACCCACAGUGGUGCCGGGCGGAGAUCUGGCUAAAGUUCAGCGAGCCGUGUGUGCCCUGUCCAAUACAACUUCCAUCAUGGAAGCAUGGGCGAGACUGGACCACAAAUUUGACCUCAUGUACGCCAAGCGGGCCUUCGUUCACUGGUACGUGGGUGAGGGGAUGGAGGAGGGCGAGUUCAGCGAGGCUCGAGAGGACAUCGCCGCCUUGGAGUUGGAUUAUCAGGAGGUGCAAGAAAGUGCCGGAAGUGAUGAUGAGCAGUAGAAGACGAUGAGGAACAGUUUGUACAGAUUUCACACUAUUUACUAAUCUUAUGUAAGUUCUCGAGACGUGAGACAUCGUUGCUGGAUCUCACGUCUAAUCUAAAGCGUGUCUUUAUUAGUUAUGGGUUAAUUAUUUGCUUGUAUUAAGAAUAGAUGAGAAAUCAUGCCAUGUAUGUAUGCACCACAUAAACUAUAUUAUAUAAGAACUCUUUAUAUUGAUUCACUGUGGAAUUUCACCAUCCAGUUGAAACCAGCCUCUCUAGAAAUUUGAAUUGAUGUGUUACUUACUUACCUGAAAGGGUAGCCGGUGUGUAUUUAUAAAUGUACAUAGUCACAUGUCACAUCUCCGUAAAACACUAGUAUACUAUUUAAAUUCAUUGAGUAAUUAGUCAUUUUAUUUUGAAAUGUGACAUUUUUACCUUGCUUUGUGAAUAUCUGUAAUCAAAAAUGUAGGAAUUCUUAUGAAGGAAGUCAUGUGCAAAACUGACUCAAAACUAGUCAUAUAGCUGUGAUGUCGAUGUCAUUCGUCUUUAAGUCUAACUACUGAUAGUUGUAGUAGUAUUCUAAAUUUUAACAAUCAGGAUGUUAAUAGAUAAUUACUACGCAGCACAAAAUUGGAAUAACGCAUGUGAAAGAAUUGAGAAUUUAGUUGGCUUGGGUAGUCGAGACAAACGGUGAAAGUCUUUCGUACCUUUCUCCUCCGUCCGAGUGAAUCUUUGCCGUCCGUCGCGUUGCUGAAACAAUCAAUUUGUAAAUAAAUAUCUAAGCUAUAUAAUGUCUGAUAAAAUAGGUUUAGCGAAGGUGUAUCUCGGUUAUGAAAUGUAUUGCAUUUGCAACUAAUUCUAAGUAGCUUUGUAUACAUGACUAAAUACAAAUGUCAAAAAUGCACUCAUGAAGUGGUGCUAAUUGUAGGUAGUAUAUCCUGGAAGCAGCUCAUCUUAGGCAUCAAUAUCGGCAAUGACCAUAAAUUGCAGUUGCUGUUGAUUUGGUUAGAGCCCAGGUAUAAGUACAUAGAAUAAUUAUCUUUAAAUGCACCGGUGAUUGUUGUUAUUUUCCGAUUUAUGUAUUUAUAUUUUAUGUAUUUGCAAUUAUUACGAAAAAUUAUGAAUUGUGCUAUAUUUUUGCUGCUCUAUGAUAAGAAUUGCCUAAUAUCAUGAUAGAUUUAUUAGUCGCGUAAUCGUUUAUGCACAGUAGUAGUGACGUCGUAAUAAAUAUACUUGCAAAAAACGA
Folsomia candida is the source of this 3417-nucleotide messenger RNA. Its product is annotated as tubulin alpha-1C chain. The transcript has 20 exons. Bases 842 to 2188 code for a protein of 448 amino acids. Gene Ontology annotation, molecular function: structural constituent of cytoskeleton; GTP binding. Gene Ontology annotation, cellular component: microtubule; cytoplasm. The record is from RefSeq and is a predicted model, not a curated record. Gene Ontology annotation, biological process: microtubule cytoskeleton organization; mitotic cell cycle. NCBI's taxonomy places the organism in Eukaryota, Metazoa, Arthropoda, Collembola, Entomobryomorpha, Isotomidae.